AUGGCAUACAACCACUUCGCCAUGCCUGAUCCAGAGCUCGAUCCCCUUUUGAAGGCGAUCGGACCUCAACCCUCUGACGUUCUCAAAGACUUGAAGGCGUUUCGAAAGGGGUUCGAACACUUCGCAGACGCACAGAGAACGGCGUUUUCCAGUCAGCUUCGUGCCGCAGAGGCGGCCCUCGUCGCACAGGAUCACACCAUCGCCGCGGAGGACGGGUCGUUCACUGUGCGGAGUUAUUACCCGUCGGAGCCGAAGGAUGGCGUAUUCCCCCUUUUGGUGUGGACCCACUGUGGAGGCAUGAUCGUUGGAGGUGUGGAAACCGAUGACCCCUUCUGUCAUCUACUUUCGCACGAGCUGCAGAUGACUAUCGUAAACGUCAACUACAGGCUCGCUCCCGAGCAUCCUUUCCCCACUCCGCUCAACGACAGUUACGCCGCGCUGAAAUGGUCCGUCCUCAACGCAAACCUGCUGCACGCGGAUCUCUCCAGGGGCAUCAUCUCGGGAGGUGCCUCCGCCGGAGGCGCCCUCGCCGCCGCUCAGGUGCACCGCGCCCAGUCCGAUCCGUUCUUCGCCGCACACAACACCAAGAUCUCUGGCCUGUUCUUGCAGGUUCCGAUGCUCUGCCAACCGUCUGACAUCCCCGAAGACUUGAAGGCAAACGUGACCUCCUUUGACCAGUGCGCGGAAGCACCCAUGCUCUCGACCGCCCUCCACAAGGAAGGCUGCGCACUAACGGGCGCGAAGAACGACGACCCGGAGUUCGCCCCGCUCCUCAACACGUCCUUCGAGGGCCUCCCGCCUACGCACAUCCAAGCGGCGGGUAUAGACCCUCUGCGCGAUACGGGCCUCGCGUACGCCGAGCGGCUGAGAGCGGCGGGGGUCCCGACUAAAGCCAUAGGGUACCAGGGCGCGACGCACGCGUUCCAUUAUGCGUUCCCGGAAACGGCGCUGGCGCGGAAGUGGGAGCGCGAGGCCCGGGACGGGCUGCGGUGGCUUAUGGAGCAGGCGAAGACGCCGUAG
Molecule: messenger RNA, 1020 nt
Organism: Epithele typhae
Lineage: Eukaryota; Fungi; Basidiomycota; Agaricomycetes; Polyporales; Epitheliaceae
Product: alpha/beta hydrolase fold-domain-containing protein
Exons: 8
Coding region: 1-1020 (339 amino acids)
Molecular function (GO): hydrolase activity
Source: RefSeq, a predicted model, not a curated record